This is a messenger RNA of Racocetra persica, 415 nucleotides long. The record is from the annotation of a GenBank genome assembly. Lineage: Eukaryota; Fungi; Glomeromycota; Glomeromycetes; Diversisporales; Gigasporaceae.
AUGAAAGUAAGUUGUAUGUGCAAUAUCAGAACCAAGUUGCUGAAAUUCUGAUAUCGUACGAUGGAGAUCAACCUCUCAUUGAAGUUGAAGAGAAUGAAGAUAAUGGGACGUUUGAAGAAUUCGAAUAUGAAAACGAAGUAUUGGAUGAGGCCGAAGGUUUCUACGUUAGCGAAGAAUUACCAUCGAACGAACCUGACCUUGAGGGAGAGCCUCUGGAACUAAAGUUAGAAAAAAGUGUGGACGAAACCCAUUUAACCUGGAAACAAAAACGAAAGGCGAAAAAUUUUUUAAAUAUUAAAAAAGCGAUCUUUGCACGUGAUACCAACGAUCUAGGCCAAACCAACCUGAUGGUAUAUGAAAUCGACACGGGAAGUGCGACCCCAAUUAAGCAAACUCCCUAUAGGGCCGCCCCAGC